Messenger RNA from Microthlaspi erraticum, 777 nucleotides. The record is from the annotation of a GenBank genome assembly. NCBI's taxonomy places the organism in Eukaryota, Viridiplantae, Streptophyta, Magnoliopsida, Brassicales, Brassicaceae.
AUGUCGAGUCUCAAAGUUGUGGAAUCCUCGCUAACAGCUAAGCAGGUGACUGGAAGAAGAAACAUAUCUUUGGAAGCUAAGGAGAAGCUUUUGACAUGUCAAGCGGAGCUUGAACAUUGUGGAACCCAGAUUGAAAGUUUGGAACUGGCUACGAAAGAGGCAAAUGAGAGAAGGAGCAGUGGGCACAGCAAGAGGAGCAAAAGUCUCGUGGGCGUCUUGCUGUACUCCGAAGGAGAGUGGUGGCUUGGGAUUGAGAAGGCUCGCGGAUUGGAACAAGGUCCUGGGAUUAAAACUGAUUUGGCUCCUGUUUACCUCAGCUGGUUCGCUUUGGGUGUCUUGGGUCAGGCUCACAUGAUCCAGGGCAGAAACUUUUGGACGAUGGAUUAUAGUCGCUCGGGUAGUUGGAUCUGGAAACAGUUGUGCAGACUGAGACCGUUGGCAAGACUUUUCCUGGUUUGUGAAGUGGGGCGAGGUUUAACGGCGAGCUUUUGGAUGGAUAAUUGGACUGGUUUGGGUCCUCUUUUAGAUUUGACUGGGGAGAGUGGUCCCAGAAUCUCAGGUCUUAAUGUUCAAGCUGUGGUUGCGGAGGCUAUAACAGAGGGACGGUGGUGGUUGGCAGGUUCUAGGUCUCGCAACCCUGUUAUUGCUCUUUUGAAAACUUGUCUCCCUCUUGUGGAUCAGAUCUGGUCGAGUGAGAGCGAGGAUGUGUAUCGGUGGAAGAUUGGAGAGAGUAACCCAUCGUCUUCUUUUCUGCUUCUCGUACUUGGGAAGCUCUAA